UCAUCAGCAGUUUUUACAAAUAAAACGUCGCAGUUGUCAGAACGAGCAGCAGCAGUCGUGAUUUCCGUAUCAAAAUAGCUGAUUUGCUAGUUUUGUGAUCUAUAAUUUUGCAAUUUUUCGAUAAAACAGCAGCCUGGUGGAUAGAAGUUUGGUUUUUUGACACCGUUUAGUGCUUCCUGGCUGGAGGAAGCCAGGGAUUUGAGAAAAACGUUCUUAGUGAUGGAUUACAGAGAAUCGACCCGUUGGUAUCUGCGGCGGCUGCACCAGACGGACUUUCUGACCGUAAACAUCGAAGCGCAAACGGACAUCAGCCGUUCGGUUCGCUCAGCCAUUCCGCUGGAUAAGGUCCAUUUCCAGCACAUAUCCAAGCGCCACUGUAUAAUUCGGAGCAAGCACGGCGUUGCUACCCUGACGGAUGAAACGUCCACAACUGGAACCUACGUCAACAAUCGGAAAUUCUGCAAAGAGCACCCAGGGUCGACGAUUCUCUCGGAAGGUGAUCUCAUUGGAAUCGGGACGCCCUGCUUCCAGGAUGAAUCGUUCUACCGGGAAAACAACCAUGUGUUGUUGUUCCAGGUGUGCAGGGAUCGGAACCGAAUCGUUCGCGAAGGCGACGUGGAAGUGAUCCUGGGUAGCGAUGAGGAACCGGAAGAUGUCAAAGUGUUCGAUUUGGAGCGGAUGGCGGCAGAAGAAGGCCAGAAGGACCAGGCUCCGGUGCCGGUUCCGAGAGAUGAACGGCUGUUUCGCAUUGUGGAAAGGAUUGAUCUGUCAUCAGAUGAAGAGGCAGUACAGGAGAUGGAAUCGGCAGAGCGGGUGACACGGAUGGAUGAACGCAUUUUAAAGGAAACGGAAAAGAAGGCUAAGGAGUUGGAAGGGCCUCGACUCCAUGAAGAAAUUGACCUCACCAAAGGACAUGCGAAUAAGGAAAACAGGCAACUGGAAAGACAUGUCAAAAGUGAAAGUUUGCAGAAACAGGAAGAAGAUAGAAACAAAGAUAGAGAUAAGCAUAAACGAAGUUCAUCAGACUCACGAGAUCGGAAAAAAUCAGCUGAUAAAGCAGAAGCCAACAUUAAUCAGAAUGGAGACUGUAAGAGCGAGCAUAAUGGAGCGGAGAAGUUGAAAGAUGGAAUCGAUGAACUAUUUCAGGACUCAUAUUCCUACCCAGAGCGAUCCGGACCUCAGAAAACAAUUCUUUCUAUCACUUUAGAUGACAGUGAUGAAGCGGAAGAUGAACAAGACUUUAGCGAACUUGCGUUAACACAAUCGUACUACCGACAAGUGAAGAAAGAGCUACUGGAGGUGGAAUCUCAAGAAGAGGAACCAGAGCCGGAACCUGUGCCCGAGGUAACAAAAAUCAAAGUCGAAAAUGCUUCUCCACAAAGAACACCAAUCGUAUUCGACGAUGCUCCAAUCUAUAUCGAAGAUGACGACGAGGACGAAGAUUACUUGGAAGAUUCCAAGAGAUGGUUCCAGCGAUUAUCCCAAAGAAGCUCUCCACUCAGGACUAAACAGAGCACUGGCGUUGAGGAGGUGCCGAUCAUUAAGGCGUUACCAAGUGAAAAGCCAAUCGAACUGGAUGAGUACUGUUCCAGAGAUAUGGAUAUUCCUGAUGAUAUCCUAGAUGUGUUUAAAGAACCAGAUCCAGCAGAGGAAACACCGGAAUCUGAUCACGACAUGUCUGGGAUUGAAGAGUUGCCAACUGUUGAUGCUAAUGACCGUAUGGACAUUGGAGUCGAAAACCCGGAUGAGUUUUUGGACAAUUUCUUCGAUGAAUUCGAAGAUAAGAACGAACAGACACCAAUUCUGAAUCCACCGGGUUCCGUUCGCUCAGCAGCGCCUCCAAGUGUUUUUAAGCCUCCGUUGCCAAAAUCUCCCGAAUCGGGUCGAACGCCCAUGAACGAAAAGAACUCCAACAGCGCAUCAAAUGCCUGGAUCAGUAAGAAAGUUCCUUUGAUAGAGCCGCAUCACGUAGUCAAACGACGAACGAGCGCCAGUGCGGCAUCGUUGAACAAAAAGCCACCAAAGAUACCGAAGCAUUCACCAGUUCGGAAACCCGAAGUCACCAAAGAAGUUCGCAAGCAAAAGUUGAAAGAAAUAACUGCCAAGAAAAAUCUUGCCAACGAUGGUGAUUCAAGGCACAAAACUUCCACUAAACCCAAGGUUAAAUUCACCCCGUGCAAUCGAGGUGCUUUCCUAACUGAACCCAUUCCUGGGCCUAGUAAAGCUGCAAACAAUCAUCAAGAAUCUCUCUCUGGAACCAACAACAACGGAGAAGAUUUCAUCUGUACGCAAUCAACUGCCCUGACCGAUGUACCGCCUAUUGAUGAUCUGAUCGACAUUGCCAUAACCAAAGCACCAAAACUCACCUUCAACAGUGUCGCUAAAGUUAGUCGCGUAGCUCAAAACGCUCCAGCAUUCAAAAUACCAAAACUACGGCCAUCCACCACACAGAAAGCUCCCAGUAGAGAUUCCAUUCAAUCGAUUUUGGACAACAUUCCACUCCCCACAGCUCCCGCCAAACCUACACCAUUUUCAAAACCUCACGUAAUCCCAAUCCUUAAAACACCACCUCGGAAGCAACAAGUCAUCUCAGUCGCUCAGAAGUCCUCCCGCCUCAAAUCUAUACUGAAAUCUCCACGCGGGAAACACAUUCAGCCCUCAAAGAAACACGUCCAAUGGAGCGAAUCCCUCAUCCAAACGCGCACCUUCGAGCUCGAAGAAGGCAACUUUAUGACGGUCCAGACUAAAUUCUACAAGGACAACACCGACUUCUUCCGGGACAUGUCACAGGAAAGUUGCCAGAACGAGAUCAUUAAGGACAUCACCAGCUGGGACGCCGACUGGUUCGACAAUCCGUCCGGGGCGGCCAUCAACGGCAACCAACCGUUGCUGCCGAUGGUCGAGGAGUAUGCCGAUUUUGAUGACUAUAAACGGAUCGUGCUGCCUAUUCUGAAGACGGAGCUGUUCCACGACAUACUGGGACAGUACGUGGAGGUCAAGAAGCGGACACAGGAGCCCAUCCAGAUGAAGGUCAACCAGAUUCGCGGCCAGGGGCGGACGUUUGUGAUGAACUGCAGCGUGGAAAGCAGCAAGAUACAAUCCAUCAACAACAAAGAUUAUGUGCUGAUAAUGUUCAGAGACCGAAGCACCGGAAACCAUAUGCGUUUUCCGGCUGUGGUCACUGGUCGCCGUCAACAGAUUCAAUACUCCGAAGAGAACGGACUCAAGUUCUUCCAUGCGACCAUCGAAACUGCCAAAACUCCCCUAUCGCAGAGGAUAAAAGAUGGCCAUGGAGAACAGUACCGGAUUCUGGCGCUAACACAAAUUAACCUGCAUAUGCGACAGUUCCACGUUCUUUUCAAUCUUCAGAAUUCUCCUCUACUGGAUAACAUACUCUCGCCCAAGUGCAAUUUCUACAGUAGUAACAUGGAGAUCGACCGCAGCACGUACAAGGGAAAGGUAAGUAUCGGCUGGCAGCAUCGAUCGCCACAGGAAUACCAAUUAACCAAAGAUUAUAUCCGAAAGGAGGGGCUCAACGUUCAGCAGGGCGACAUUUUGCUGAGCGUAUUUGGACAGUGUUUGGACAUGCAUCGGCCACACAUAAUGCUGAUACAGGGACCCCCUGGGACCGGAAAGUCUAGGGUGAUCAGUAAUUUGGUGUUGCAACUGCGGAGAGGUAUGCCCGAACGUCGACCGAAAAUUUUGGUUUGCGCCCAGUCCAAUACUGCCGUUGACGUAAUCGUGCUGAAACUGAUGAAGUUGUUUAGGUUAUUGAAUAAGGACGAAAGGUGUAAUAUGCUUCGGACGGGUGCAUCCAAUAAGGUCAACCCCGAGUGUAGGAUAGUGUUUCUCGACGACCUUGCCAGAAAACACGUCGACGAGCAGAUCAGGUGUCGAAAGCUACGGGAUGAGGAUCCAAUUUACGAAACGUAUUACUUAGAGGUUGAAAAUCUGCAGAAAAGGAUCAAACAUCUUCGAUGUACCAGUCUUCAGGGCGGAAGUUUACUGCAAACCACCCGUUUGCAGGAUGAGCUAGAUCAACUGGAAUCCCGGCUCGAGCAAAUCAAACGCCUGCUGCCGGAGAACUUCGAAAACAUAGACCUGUACGACAAGGAGCGCCGAGGUAUGGAAAUGCAUGCCAAGAAGCAGUUCGUGGCCAAAGCGGACGUAGUUUGCACUACGCUGGGAAGCUGUGGGAGCUUAACCGAUUACACGCAAUCGUUGAGGUUCGACAUUUGUAUUAUUGAUGAGGCGACUCAGUGUACGGAAAUUGCUUCCUUCACGCCUCUUCAGUUCGACGUGAAAAAGCUGAUAUUGGUGGGCGAUGUCAAGCAGUUGCCUCCGCUUGUGUUCGGGAAAGAAUGUGCCGAAGCUGGGCUGAAAAAUUCUCUGUUUUCGAGAAUCCAAAACUCAUUCAUUGGAACAAAUUUGGAAGGAGUAAAAAUGCUAACCGUGCAGUACCGUAUGCACCCGGAAAUACUUAAAUGGCCCAACGAGUAUUUCUAUGACGGGAAGCUGACGAGCGAUCCGAAAGCUACCAAAUGCGACGGGUUCCCUUUCAAACCGUACACCAUCUUCAGCUUGGAAUGCCAGCAGAACCAAACGCAGAUGGAACACCAAAUCUACAAUAACGAAGAGAUCCAGUUUGUUUUAAAACUGCUCACCGAAAUCAUUCAGUUCUGCGAUCGGCAUACGUCCAUUGCCAUUAUCACGCCUUAUACCCGACACAAACGAGAGUGCGAAAAGUUUCUGCAGGCGAAGAAGAUCACCCAGGUGUCGGUUUUGUCGAUCGACUCGGUGCAAGGGCAGGAGUACGACGUGGUGGUGAUUUCCCUGGCGAGGUCCAUCGGAACCGGGUUUUUGGACAACCCCCAGAGGCUAAAUGUGGCUCUGACACGGGCCAGAAAGUGCUUGGUCAUGUGUGGCAAUUUUGCCGAUCUACGGGAGGCGAACGUGUGGUCCAAUUUGUUGAGGGACGCCGAACAACGGAAGGUACUGUAUCACAUCGAGGAAGACGACGAGUAUGACGAUGUGGAUACGUUUGUAGAAAAGGUCAUGCGACAUUUGCGAAAGAACCCUUCAGAUCAUGCCAUAGCUUAAAGCAAACGAGUUCGUUAUCAGUUUAAGACUGAAUAGUUUUUACGUCCAGUUCUCGCUGAUAGUGCUCUUAUUCCAAUAUUUGUUUGUUUUUAUAACAUGUAAUGUAUCAUGUAAAUAUAUUUUGAUAUAUUUCAUCAAGUACUUAAAUUAAGUGAAGACAAUAUAUAAAGUCAUGUACGGGAAAUCUUUUCGAAGAUAAAGCUGCUCUCUUUAAAAAUGAGAAUAAUGACAUUUGAAACCAAUUAAUUAUUGAUGACUUUUCCAUAAUUAUUUACGAAUGUGUCUUUGUAGGCUCUUACUGAUGUGAAUAAACCAGCCACAAGUACCGUAAACUGGGAUCAAAUUGAUCAGCGGGGUGAAGUUGAUCAUUCGGGUACUACAUUGUAAUUCCAUACUAGGGACUCUUAAGCGUCGUAAUGAUCUUAAACUUUUCACGCCAUCUGGUUCGUAGAUGUCUAGCGAUGAGUGUAGACUUUUAAUAUUUAAAAAAAAAGUUAGUUUUGCCUUAUUUUUUAAGGAAUUUGCCAUGUAUUUCUCAUUUAGCUGAAAUCAUUGCGACUAAACAAUCUAUUGCUAAUAGAACUUCCCGUAAAUUCUCUGUUUAAUCAUUUUUGUGGAGCCUUGGUUGGGAAGUUAUGUAGCUAAUCAGAGCAUGACAUAGUUAAAAAUAAGUUCAUUUUAUGAUUAAAAAGUCAUUUAUGGUGAUAGAAAUCACUUAUUUCAAAUGGAAUUGCCUACCUUUAGGCGUUUAAGGGGGAAAUUUUAAAAUUUAAUUUUGCAUUUAAAGUAUUAAAUUCGCUAGUUGUAAGAUUUUAAACGCGUUAUUCGGCUUUAGAAGAGCCAAUUCAUGGAGAUCCAAUGGGCACUGGCUUUACAGAAAUUCUUUUGCCAAUAUUUGAAUUUCCACUGAUGUUAUCCGGAAAAGUUGUUUUAAAAUGAUCAAUUUGAGCCCGGAUUAUGGUACCUAUAAACGAUCGGAAAAGCCUGCCUAUUUUCAGAAAGAGACAAAGAUUAAAAAUAAGACACUAACUCAACAGUACCACUUCUAGAUCAACAUUUAAAAAGGGCCUAGCGAGUACAAUUUGUUUAUUGUGGAAACUGUUUGCCACUCAGUCUGUACGAAAAUCGCUUCCCGAACAACUGUGUUGAGCAAGAACAAUAUUAAAAUCUUGAAGGCCCAACAUGUCGUUCGCGCUCUGUGUGAAACCUGAGACGUUCGCUCUUUUCGAUGCCAGAAUUCUCAUUAACAUGGGACAGCUAUGCUGCACACGGCAGCAUUGCAUUUGAAGAAGUUACUAUCGUACAGAGGAACGGUAACCGAUCUCAUCGGCCUAGAUCGCAGGGCAGUGAAGCAAGCUUUCGCUGCUCUAAAGAGAGCAUCGAGGAUAGGCAUGACGUUGACAAUAAACUCAGAGACAGGUAGGCUCCACAUUAUCUUCUGGCCUGUUCUUUCCAAAAUACAGCAACAUUGGCAUUUCCCUCGUAAAAUUUUUAUUUGAUUUUUAUUUUAAGUAUUCUGUUCAUUACAAGUUUUUUUUUUGUUCUAAUUAAACCGACUUUAAAAUGUAAAUCAUAAAUUAGGGCAGAUUAGGGAGACAGUUCUUACGAUCUAUUGGGUUCUAAUGGUGUAGGUUCUAUUUUUUUUUCUAUUGCAAUCUGCUUUUAUCAGCUCAACAAGUUUGCAGAUAGCAAGUGGGAGAAAAGAAGCACAGAGGAAAUACAUGCACUACAUCUAUGUAACCGUAACUAGGGAG
Molecule: messenger RNA, 6854 nt
Organism: Aedes albopictus (Asian tiger mosquito)
Lineage: Eukaryota; Metazoa; Arthropoda; Insecta; Diptera; Culicidae
Gene: Setx
Exons: 8
Coding region: 220-5100 (1626 amino acids)
Biological process (GO): regulatory ncRNA-mediated heterochromatin formation
Cellular component (GO): nuclear RNA-directed RNA polymerase complex
Molecular function (GO): zinc ion binding; helicase activity; nucleic acid binding
Source: RefSeq, a predicted model, not a curated record